This is a messenger RNA of Hippoglossus stenolepis (Pacific halibut), 489 nucleotides long. RefSeq names its product enhancer of split mgamma protein-like. The transcript is spliced from 2 exons. The record is from RefSeq and is a predicted model, not a curated record. Gene Ontology annotation, molecular function: protein dimerization activity; RNA polymerase II cis-regulatory region sequence-specific DNA binding; DNA-binding transcription factor activity, RNA polymerase II-specific. Bases 37 to 489 code for a protein of 150 amino acids. Gene Ontology annotation, cellular component: nucleus. Gene Ontology annotation, biological process: regulation of transcription by RNA polymerase II; regulation of neurogenesis; anterior/posterior pattern specification. NCBI's taxonomy places the organism in Eukaryota, Metazoa, Chordata, Actinopteri, Pleuronectiformes, Pleuronectidae.
CAUUGAUAUGGAGAUGUGGGACUAUAAAUAGGAGGGAUGAAGGCAGCAGAGAUCAGAUUGUCUCUACACAGACCUCUACAGCACAGAGAUCCACACAUGGCUCCUACAAUCACUGCAGCAAGGACCAACUCUCAGGAGCAUCUGACUCGGAGCCACAAGCUCAGAAAGCCUCUGGUGGAGAAGUUACGCAGAGAGCGAAUCAACAGCAGCAUCGAGCUGCUCAAGUCUCUCCUGGGUCCAGAGUUCCUCAACCAGCAGCCAGACUCCAAGCUGGAGAAAGCAGACAUCCUGGAGAUGACCGUUUGCUUCCUGACACAGCUGCUGCAGCAGAACCAGCAGCAGAGAAGACUGAUGAAGCACUUCAACAAGCUGCAGUCUUCCUCUGAGGAGAAGCUGACAGAGGCUGACUUCUCUCCUCUGAGCUCCACAGUCCACAGCACAUCAUCAAAGAGCAGAGUCCAGUCAGCAGCGCCCUGGAGGCCGUGGUAG